AUGGAGCGAGGGCUAAGACAAGGAGACCCUAUUUCACAAUUCCUAUUCCUUAUAGCUGUUGAAGGAUUCAACAUGCUGAUGAAAAAGGCGGUGGACAGCGGUAAAUAUAGCGGAUACAAAUUUGAGAAAGGAGAAGAACGAUUCACUCAUUUACAAUAUGCUGACGACACUCUGAUAAUUGGGGAAAAAAGUUGGUCAAAUAUUCGAACCAUAAAGGCAAAUCUCUUACUUUUCGAAGUGAUGUCUGGGCUAAAGGUGAAUUUUAACAAAAGCAAGUUAGUGGGAGUAAACAUUCGGCAUAGGUGGCUUGAAGAAGCAUCACAUAUCAUGAGCUGUCAAAUGGGCUCUAUCCCAUUCAAAUAUCCGGGUCUCCCAAUUGGAGCCAAUUCAAAACAAAUAGAAACAUGGUAUCCUGCGAUAGAAGUGGUUAAGUCAAAACUUUCUAGAUGGAGGAAUCAAUGUCUUUCGUUUGGGGGCAGAGUGGUGAUAUUAAAAUCAGUCCUUACUGCGAUUCCGGUGUACUUUCUCUCAUUCUUCAAGGCUCCGGCAGGUAUUAUUUCUAAACUAGAAUCUAUUUUCAAGAAAUUUUUGUGGGGUGGGAGCGAUAACGAGAGAAGAAUCAACUGGAUUCAAUGGGAAAAGGUGUGCAGGCCAUUAGAUGAACGGGGUUGGGGGUUAGAAAUCUAA
This is a messenger RNA of Vicia villosa (hairy vetch), 687 nucleotides long. RefSeq lists its product as uncharacterized. The transcript has a single exon. NCBI's taxonomy places the organism in Eukaryota, Viridiplantae, Streptophyta, Magnoliopsida, Fabales, Fabaceae. Bases 1 to 687 code for a protein of 228 amino acids. The record is from RefSeq and is a predicted model, not a curated record.